Callithrix jacchus (white-tufted-ear marmoset) is the source of this 706-nucleotide messenger RNA. RefSeq names its product cytochrome c oxidase assembly factor COX16 (gene COX16). Gene Ontology annotation, cellular component: mitochondrial inner membrane. The record is from RefSeq and is a predicted model, not a curated record. Gene Ontology annotation, biological process: mitochondrial respiratory chain complex IV assembly. Lineage: Eukaryota; Metazoa; Chordata; Mammalia; Primates; Cebidae.
GGCCGCUGAGAUUUCGGAGUCUGCGCUGGGCCCGCUUGGGGCUCUUAGUGGAUGGAAAAGUUCAGUCAUGUUUGCACCCGCGGUGAUACGUGCUUUGCGCAAGAACAAGACUCUCCGCUACGGAGUCCCUAUGUUGUUGCUGAUUGUUGGAGGUUCUUUUGGUCUUCGUGAGUUUUCUCAAAUACGAUACGAUGCUGUGAAGAGUAAACUUGAUCCUGAGUUCGAAAAAAGACUGAGAGCGAAUAAAAUAACUUUAGAAUCAGAAUAUGAGAAAAUAAAAGACUCCACUUUUGAUGAAUGGAAGAAUAUUCGAGGACCCAGGCCUUGGGAAGAUCCUGACCUCCUCCAAGGGAGAAAUCCAGAAAGCCUUAAGACUAAGAGAACUUGACUAUGCUGAUUCUUUUUUCCUUUUUUUUUUUUUUUUUUAAAUAAAAAUGUUAUAAACUGGACUUCCUAAUACAUGCCACUAUAAAGUGGAAAGGAAAUUCCAAGCCCAUGGAAAUUUGGAUAUGGGUAAUUUGAUGACAGAUAAUCUUGAUAAAAGGUCAAGUACAGGUUUUUAUACUUCUCAGCUAUUCCAUCUGCAGAUGAAAGUAACAAUGUUUCAGCAGUAUCACUUACAAAAAGUAAAAAAGAAAAAGAAAAAAAAAAGUAACAAUGCUGGCCACAUAUAUUUUACACCUUGAAAUAAAAAAUGUGAAUACUA